This is a messenger RNA of Fundulus heteroclitus (mummichog), 1700 nucleotides long. It is a transcript of the gene znf593, whose product is annotated as zinc finger protein 593. Bases 104 to 493 code for a protein of 129 amino acids. The transcript is spliced from 4 exons. NCBI's taxonomy places the organism in Eukaryota, Metazoa, Chordata, Actinopteri, Cyprinodontiformes, Fundulidae. The record is from RefSeq and is a predicted model, not a curated record. Gene Ontology annotation, molecular function: nucleic acid binding; zinc ion binding.
UGUUUGGCGCCCUCUACAGGUGAGCAAACGAACCGUCGCGAUCACCCGGAAGUAGAUCCCGUCUCCCUCAGGUUACACGUGCUGAAGCUCCGCUCGGUCCAACAUGGGGAAGUCCAAACAAAUAGGAAACCACAAUAGCGACAAGAAGAAGAACAUCUCAAAGAAGUGGAAGACGAAGCGCCGGACCAAAGACCUGGACCAGAUCCACUCGGACAUGAAGCCGGAGACGGCGGCCAGGCUGCUGCGUCAGGAGGUGGACUACGACGUGACGGGCUGUGCGCAACACUACUGCCUACACUGCGCGAGAUACUUUGUUGACAUGAGAUCCUUGAAAGAGCACUUCAGAACCAAAUUGCACAAGAAACGGUUAAAGCAGCUGCGGGAGGAGCCGUACACCCAGGCGGAGGCAGAGCGAGCGGCGGGGAUGGGCUCCUACAUCCCACCAAAGACCGUAGAAGUGCAGACGCAGCCCAUCGAAGAGGACAUGGACUGACGGCUGAUUACGUUAAUGCAUGGACUCAAUAAUAAAAGCAACGCAUUCACCUUUUGCCAGAUGCAAAGGUGAAUGCGUUUUUGUGACAGCUUAUAAUCUUUUGCCACAUGUAUCCAUGUAAAUGCAUACGUGACAGCAGAAUAUAGAAUAAUAAACUCCAUGUAGAUUCAUAUGGCGUCUGGGAGGCUGCAGGAGGAAACGUUCUGCUGGAGGGAGGUUUCUGUCUCCAUGUGAGGGAUAAACGGCACGAUUUAUAGGUUUCUCUCCGAUCAGGGAUCCUUUACGCUCUUCUAAUCAGUCUGGAAUACGCUUCAAACAUUUUCCAAAUCUGGAUUAAAAAGAAACUGAUAACAGUAUGUUCUUUAUUCUGAUAUGUAUCUCUAAGAAGUAAAGUGCUUCUUACAGUGAUUUGUAUCUAAUUUCCCUUCAUUUUCUAAUUGCCAUGAUUUCACCUGCUAAACUCAUUAACCCUGUAAAUUCAUGCAGGUAAUUGUCAGUAAACCACAUUUUUAAAAAAAUUAAAUCUUUUUUGGUUGGCUGUUUAAAAAAAAAACUGUCAGGCUUUCAAAAUUUCUUUAUAUCAUAAUUGAUACAUUAGACCAAAAAAUAAAUUUUCCUCAUAUUUUCAGCAUUUUUAUGAAGGGUGUGUAAAAUAUUCAUUUGUGUGUUUAGUAAAAUACCGACUUUGUUGAAGAGGUAGGGGUCUUAGAAAUAUAUCAUAAAUUAUACACAAGGAGAUAGAGGGUUAAUCGUUUUGAGUGUUUUAAUUAAUGUUAUGCUUUAGCAUAUGAACAAAUUUGUUUUGAAAGUAAAAAUGUGAAGAUAAUAAAUUUAGGUAAAAAAAAAUAAUUUUCGAGAUUCUUAAUAUUUGGAGUUGGGAGGAAAUAAAGGGGAAGCAUUUGGAAAGCGUGUAAUAGAAACAUCCUUUAUUUUCCCUCGGUGGGGAAAUUCAGGUCUAAUUAGAAGAAAAGUGAAAGGCAACUGGAAGCAGAUUCUCCAAGUUAUUGAGUUUGUUGGGAGCAGUUAUGGAGACUUACAGCUGCUGGAAGGACGGAUUAACGCUCCUCUGUGGGAAUCAGAAUAGUUGAAAUAAGAUUUCAAAACAUCAAAAUUUAGUACCUUGCAAAAGUACUCAUAUACCUGGAUGUUUUCCACAUUACAACAACGAACACUAUUUUAUACGGAGCCCCUAAAGGGACAAUGAAAA